This is a messenger RNA of Neoarthrinium moseri, 1377 nucleotides long. RefSeq lists its product as uncharacterized. Lineage: Eukaryota; Fungi; Ascomycota; Sordariomycetes; Amphisphaeriales; Apiosporaceae. Bases 1 to 1377 code for a protein of 458 amino acids. The record is from RefSeq and is a predicted model, not a curated record. Gene Ontology annotation, cellular component: protein farnesyltransferase complex. Gene Ontology annotation, molecular function: protein farnesyltransferase activity. Gene Ontology annotation, biological process: protein farnesylation. The transcript has 5 exons.
AUGUUCGAUGAAGAGGUUGUGCCGUCCACGGCUACAAGCCGCACGGCCUACAGCCUGCCCAUAGAUCCCCUUUAUACUGCAGAGCCACCGAUCACUGACGACCUGAUUUCCGUUACCUCGACUGCUCAGGGAAAUACAGUUGAUCAGUGCCUUCCUCUAUUGAAGGCCCAGGACAACAGUAUCGAGUACAACAUUCAUGGGGUACCUCGCCUUCGCCGACGGAAGAUCAUCAACUAUUUAAAGCUUACUCUUGGGCAACUUCCCGCGCCGUUUGUUGCCGCCGAUGCCAGCCGGCCAUGGUCAUUGUACUGGGCGCUGAAUGGUAUGUCCUUACUCGGAGAAGACGUCUCGCAGUACCGCGAGGGGCUCUGCGCCACCGCACAGCACCUGCAGAAUGACACCGGGGGCUUCGGCGGCGGGUUUGGCCAGCAAUCGCAUCUCGCAACCACCUACGCCAUGAUCUUGGCUCUGGCCAUUGUUGGUGGGGAGGAGGCGUAUGCCAUCAUUGACAGGAGGGCCAUGUGGAAAUGGCUUUGUGCAUUGAAGCACCCUGGUGGCGGCUUUCAGAUGUCCGUGGGCGGAGAAGUUGACGUCCGAGGAGCGUACUGCGCGGCUGUCAUCAUUUCUCUGCUCAACCUACCUCUCGACCUCUCGUCAGAUUCGCCGGCUAGGGCAGCUGGCGUAACGGACUUGUUUGCUGGGCUUGACAGCUAUGUUCGCAGAUGUCAGACGUAUGAGGGUGGUAUAUCCGGCAAACCGGACGCCGAAGCACAUGGUGCAUAUGCAUUCUGUGCUUUAGGCUGUCUCUCCAUCCUGGAUGCUCCUCAUCGCAUCAUCCCAAGGAUCCUUGACGUGCCACGGCUUAUCUCUUGGCUGUCGGCUCGUCAAUAUGCCCCGGAGGGUGGGUUUUCUGGCCGCACCAACAAGCUCGUCGACGGCUGCUAUAGCCACUGGGUCGGGGCCUGCUGGCCGCUGAUACAAGCCAGCCUAGGAGAAAGUGCUAGCCGUCAACCGGAAGAGAGUCCUACUUUGGAAACCCACAGCUUCUAUGACCGCGAAGGCCUGAUACGCUACAUUCUCUCCUGUGGGCAGGAUCAUUCCUCGCGGGGGGGCAUGAGGGAUAAGCCUGGAAAGCGCUCUGAUGCAUACCACACCUGCUAUGUGCUCAGUGGCCUCUCGUCUGCACAGCACAUCGUGACUACGGACACAUUACGAGUCGAGCAGGUGGCAAACGUGACAUGGACCGUGUUACCCCAUCCGGGCGACCAGAUAUACGACCAGGAAGACCUGCUCAAUCCCACAGAUCCCGUAUACGCCAUCCCCCAGGGAGCACGGGAGGACAUGAUGAACUUUUUCUUAUCGAAGCCGGGGUUCUGA